AUGGUCACGACACAUUCUUCAGAGAAUGAUCAGGCCGUCAUGGAUAUCCUGGGAUACAUAUUCAUUAAUGUGUCAUUGCUUCGCAGAGCUUUGGAGACCUGGAGUCCCGAAUAUCCUGACGGCAACAAAAGCCACGCUCUCCUUGGAGAUGCGGCUAUUGCCCUCGCAUUCCAUUUUGAUGGGUAUUCGAAAAGUUCUUCGCGCGAGUUAAUGACAAACAUCCUCAAUAACCGAGCAUCUAACAACGCUCUGGCUAUCUUGGGACGCUCUAGAGGACUUGACGAGCAUGUCAUCAUCAAUCCGGCACAAUGGGGGAUGGUUUCGAAUAAAACUAUGGCCACUACGGUGGAGGCCCUGAUCGGGGCUGUCUUUCUUGACAGCGGACUCGAUAUAAACGCUGUCAUUGCGGUCAUGAGAAACUUGGGAAUCAUGGAUAGUGCAGAGUGA
Penicillium canescens is the source of this 447-nucleotide messenger RNA. RefSeq names its product ribonuclease III domain-containing protein. NCBI's taxonomy places the organism in Eukaryota, Fungi, Ascomycota, Eurotiomycetes, Eurotiales, Aspergillaceae. Gene Ontology annotation, biological process: RNA processing. The transcript is spliced from 2 exons. Bases 1 to 447 code for a protein of 148 amino acids. Gene Ontology annotation, molecular function: ribonuclease III activity. The record is from RefSeq and is a predicted model, not a curated record.